Molecule: messenger RNA, 695 nt
Organism: Phalaenopsis equestris
Lineage: Eukaryota; Viridiplantae; Streptophyta; Magnoliopsida; Asparagales; Orchidaceae
Product: probable E3 ubiquitin-protein ligase XERICO
Exons: 1
Molecular function (GO): zinc ion binding
Source: RefSeq, a predicted model, not a curated record
CUACAUCUGUUCGGUCUGUCGCCGGAAUCGGUGGAUGGAACGCCGGAACUUUCGCCGGCAGCUUUUGAGGAGCCCAGUUUAAGGGAGAAGUUUCGGAGCAGGAUCAAGCCGGUGAGAUUCGGAUCGGCAAUUGGCCGCGUUCUGACAGGGGAAUGGCACGCCGAUUGCCGGGUCUGUCUGGUUCGGUUCGAUUCGAACUCUGUGGUGAACAGAUUGCCUUGCGGGCAUCUGUUCCACAAGGGCUGCGUUGAGCGGUGGCUGGAUUACCGAAAGGACACUUGUCCUCUCUGCCGUUCGCACCUUCUACCGGACGACGUUCUAGCCGGCGGAGGCGGCAGCGGUGUUGAGGUUUUCCCGGUGUGGUGAAGUGGGGCUUGUUGUUGCGGAAGCAUCAUGGGUGGUAGGUUUCUUUUGGUUGUUUAUGUUUUGAUGCGCCGUCAUGUUUGGUUUCUGUCUAUUGUACGGACGAAGGGUAUGGUGUGAUGACGCUGCCGAGUUAUCCCUCGCUCUUCUUCUUCUUCUUCUUCUUCUUCUUCUUCUUCUUCUUCUUCUUCUUCCACCGUGUGUAUAUUAGAAAUCUUGAAGAAAUCUGAGCCGUUUGUGUUACUGUACAGAUUGUUAACCCUUGCCUUGUAUUAAUUUUGGACCAGGAAAUCGUUUGCUGCUUGGAUUUUCUGUGAAUCGUUUUUCUAUGA